This is a messenger RNA of Phycomyces blakesleeanus NRRL 1555(-), 1576 nucleotides long. RefSeq lists its product as hypothetical. The coding region runs from base 47 to 1396 and encodes 449 amino acids. Gene Ontology annotation, biological process: nuclear migration by microtubule mediated pushing forces; nuclear division; microtubule cytoskeleton organization. The transcript has 4 exons. The record is from RefSeq and is a predicted model, not a curated record. Gene Ontology annotation, molecular function: structural constituent of cytoskeleton; GTP binding. Gene Ontology annotation, cellular component: nucleus; spindle; cytoplasm. Lineage: Eukaryota; Fungi; Mucoromycota; Mucoromycetes; Mucorales; Phycomycetaceae.
CGUUCUUCCCUAAUCUUGGACAUUCUAAACACUAGCACUAGCUCUUAUGAGAGAAAUCAUCAGUCUUCACGUCGGCCAGGCAGGCAUUCAAAUCGGUAACGCCUGCUGGGAAUUGUACUGCAUGGAGCACGGUAUCAACCCAGACGGUCGCAUCACAGACGAAAGCCAACUGUACAACAACUCCUUUGGGACAUUCUUCAGCGAAACCAGCGGAGGAAAACAUGUUCCACGUACCGUGUUUGUUGAUCUAGAGCCCACUGUGGUCGACGAAGUUCGCACCGGAACCUAUCGUCAGCUCUUCCACCCUGAACAACUCAUCACCGGCAAGGAGGAUGCCGCAAACAACUAUGCUCGUGGUCACUACACCGUCGGUAAAGAGCUUGUUGACACCGUUUUGGAUCGUAUCCGCAAGCUGGCAGACAACUGCUCUGGUCUGCAGGGUUUUCUGGUCUUUCAUUCUUUUGGUGGUGGAACUGGGUCUGGCUUUGGUGCACUGUUGAUGGAACGUCUGUCAGUUGACUAUGGAAAGAAAUCCAAGCUUGAGUUUUCCGUCUAUCCUGCCCCUCAGGUGUCAACAGCUGUUGUCGAACCUUACAACUCCAUUCUAACCACACACACCACCCUGGAACAUGCAGACUGUUCCUUUAUGGUCGACAAUGAGGCCAUUUACGACAUCUGUCGUCGCAACCUUGACAUUGAGCGUCCCACUUAUCAGAAUCUUAACCGCCUUAUUGCCCAGGUUGUGUCGUCCAUCACAGCCUCUUUGCGCUUUGAUGGUUCUCUCAACGUAGACUUGACCGAAUUCCAGACCAACUUGGUCCCUUACCCCCGUAUCCACUUCCCUUUGGUUACAUAUGCUCCUAUUAUAUCGGCUGCCAAGGCCUACCACGAACAGCUGUCUGUGUCCGAGAUCACCUAUUCGUGCUUUGAGCCAAAUAACCAGAUGGUCAAGUGUGACCCCCGUAAUGGCAAGUACAUGGCCUGUUGUUUACUUUAUCGUGGUGACAUUGUUCCCAAAGACACAAAUGCAGCCAUUGCAUCGAUUAAAACCAAGCGCACCAUCCAGUUUGUCGAGUGGUGCCCUACUGGUUUCAAGGUUGGCAUCAACAACCAGAAGCCGACUGCAGUUACUGGCGGUGAUCUGGCAGAGGUUCAGCGUGCAGUCUGCAUGCUCGGAAACACUACCGCAAUUGCGGAGGCAUGGGCCCGUCUUGACCACAAGUUUGAUCUCAUGUACGCUAAGCGUGCAUUUGUGCACUGGUACGUCGGUGAGGGCAUGGAAGAAGGCGAGUUUUCGGAAGCACGCGAAGACUUGGCUGCCCUUGAAAAGGAUUACGAAGAGGUUGGCAUGGACACCCUUGGAGAGUCGGAGGUCGAAGAGGAACAUGAAUAUUAAAUCCAUACACAUUCGCAUACAUAAUCUUUGGAUAUUUUUAUUCUACUUUAGCUUAAAGCGUAAAGUGUAGAGUGUAAAGCAUAAAACAUAAAGCGUAAAGAAUAAAGCGUAAAGAAUAAACAAACGAAUCAUAAUAAAUCAAAAAAUAAAUAAAUCAAUAAAGGAAAUCUCAGUAAAAAG